This is a messenger RNA of Chanos chanos (milkfish), 3584 nucleotides long. RefSeq names its product SNF2 related chromatin remodeling ATPase 5 (gene smarca5). Bases 65 to 3172 code for a protein of 1035 amino acids. Gene Ontology annotation, cellular component: nucleus; chromatin. NCBI's taxonomy places the organism in Eukaryota, Metazoa, Chordata, Actinopteri, Gonorynchiformes, Chanidae. The transcript has 24 exons. Gene Ontology annotation, molecular function: DNA binding; histone binding; ATP hydrolysis activity. Gene Ontology annotation, biological process: nucleosome organization. The record is from RefSeq and is a predicted model, not a curated record.
GGAUAUAGACACUGUAAUUAUUCGCGGUUUAAAAAUUACAUACUUUGAAUAAAAUAACGAAGAAAUGUCGGACUCGGAGACUGGCGUGGACAAGCAGCGGGAAGAGGAGCCUGAACUUGAGCAAAGCGGAGCAGCAGAGGACGACGGCUCAGACUUUGGCCGUGAUGAAGCGUCUGAGAAGGGUCCUGAAGAACGGAGUUCCUUACUGAAGAAGGCUAAAGAGAUGGCAGCGAUAGCACAGCCUGCUGGAUAUGAGGAGAAAGUGAAAACUGACCGGACCAACAGAUUUGAAUACCUCCUCAAACAGACAGAAGUGUUUGCCCACUUCAUUCAGCCAGCUGCACAGAAAACCCCCACCUCUCCGCUGAAGAUGAAACCCGGGCGCCCUCGCAUUAAGAAGGAUGAGAAACAGAAUCUUCUCUCUGCUGGAGACAACCGUCACCGCCGCACAGAGCAGGAGGAAGAUGAGGAGCUGCUAAGCGAAAGCAGUAGAGCGACCAAUGUGUGUACACGCUUCGACGAGUCGCCCUCCUAUGUGAAGGGUGGGAAACUGAGAGACUAUCAGGUCCGUGGUCUAAACUGGCUCAUUUCCCUCUAUGAGAACGGAAUUAACGGCAUUCUGGCUGACGAGAUGGGUUUGGGAAAGACUCUACAGACUAUCUCCCUGCUGGGCUACAUGAAGCACUACCGCAACAUCCCCGGUCCUCACAUGGUGCUGGUGCCCAAGUCCACGCUGUAUAACUGGAUGAAUGAGUUUAAACGCUGGGUUCCCUCCCUGCGGGCCGUCUGUCUCAUCGGGAACAGUGACGAGAGGACUGCCUUCAUCCGUGACACGCUUUUGCCCGGCGAGUGGGAUGUGUGUGUGACGUCGUAUGAAAUGGUGAUUAUUGAGAGAGCCGUCUUUAAGAAGUUUAACUGGAGGUACCUGGUCAUCGACGAGGCUCACCGAAUUAAGAACGAAAAAUCAAAGCUGUCAGAGAUCGUGCGUGAGUUCAAGACAACGAACCGCCUGCUGCUGACCGGCACUCCACUGCAGAACAACCUGCACGAGCUCUGGGCUCUGCUCAACUUCCUGCUGCCUGACGUCUUCAACUCCUCUGAGGACUUUGACUCCUGGUUUGACACCAAUAACUGUCUGGGAGAUGAGAAACUCGUGGAGCGUCUGCACACUGUACUCCGUCCUUUCCUGCUGCGUCGUAUCAAAGCUGACGUGGAAAAGUCUCUGCUGCCUAAGAAAGAAAUCAAGAUGUACGUUGGCCUCAGCAAGAUGCAGAGGGAAUGGUACACUAAGAUCCUGAUGAAGGACAUUGACAUUUUGAACUCUGCGGGGAAGAUGGAUAAGAUGCGUUUGUUGAACGUGCUGAUGCAGCUGAGGAAGUGUUGUAAUCACCCGUACCUGUUUGACGGGGCGGAGCCAGGGCCGCCCUACACCACCGACCUCCACCUGGUGGUCAACAGUGGGAAGAUGGUGGUGCUGGACAAACUGCUGCCCAAGAUGAAGGCACAAGGUUCCCGUGUGUUGAUUUUUAGUCAGAUGACGAGGAUGCUGGACAUCCUGGAGGACUAUUGCAUGUGGCGUAACUAUGGUUACUGCCGCCUGGACGGGCAGACUCCACAUGAGGAGAGACAGAUCUCCAUCAACGCUUUUAACGAACCCAACAGCUCCAAGUUCAUCUUUAUGCUGAGCACCAGGGCCGGAGGCCUGGGCAUUAACCUGGCCACGGCUGACGUAGUCAUCAUCUACGACUCUGACUGGAACCCACAGGUCGACCUGCAGGCCAUGGAUCGGGCUCACAGGAUUGGUCAAAAGAAGCAGGUGCGCGUGUUUCGCUUCAUCACAGAAAACACAGUUGAGGAGAGGAUUGUGGAACGUGCAGAAAUGAAACUCCGUCUAGAUUCCAUCGUCAUCCAGCAAGGGAGACUGGUGGAUCCCAGUAUGAACAAACUGGGCAAAGACGAGAUGCUGUCCAUCAUCCGCCACGGAGCCACCCAUGUCUUUGCCUCCAAGGAGAGUGAGAUCACAGACGAAGACAUCGAUGAGCUUCUGGAGAGAGGAGAGAAGAAGACGAUGGAGAUGAAGGAGAGGAUGGCCAAGCUGGGGGAGAGUUCUCUGAGGAACUUCACCAUGGAUACAGAGAACAGUGUGUACAACUUUGAGGGUGAGGAUUACAGAGAGAAGAAAAAGGUGAUCACUAACUGGAUCGAGCCACCGAAGAGAGAGCGGAAGGCGAACUACGCCGUGGACGCCUACUUCAGAGAGGCACUGCGCGUCAGCGAACCCAAAGCACCCAAGGCCCCCCGCCCACCCAAACAGCCCAAUGUCCAGGACUUCCAGUUCUUCCCCCCGCGUCUCUUUGAGCUGCUGGAGAAAGAGAUCUUGUUCUACAGGAAAACCAUCGGUUACAAGGUGCCCAGGAACCCAGACCUGCCCAACUCGGCCCAAGCGCAGAAGGAAGAGCAGGCCAAGAUCGAUGAGGCCGAACCCCUGACAGAGGAGGAGCUGGAGGAGAAGGAGAACCUCCUCUCCCAGGGUUUCACCAUCUGGAGCAAGCGGGACUUUAACCAGUUCAUCAAAGCCAAUGAGAAAUGGGGCAGGGACGACAUCGAAAACAUCGCCCGUGAGGUGGAGGGCAAGACGCCCGAGGAGGUCAUGGAAUAUUCCGCGGUGUUCUGGGAGCGCUGUAAUGAGUUACAGGAUAUUGAGAAGAUCAUGGCUCAGAUUGAGAGAGGAGAGGCCAGGAUUCAGAGGAGAAUCAGCAUCAAAAAGGCCCUGGACUCAAAGAUUGGUCGCUAUAAGGCUCCGUUCCACCAGCUCCGGAUCUCGUAUGGGACCAAUAAAGGCAAGAACUACACUGAGGAGGAGGACCGGUUCCUCAUCUGCAUGCUCCACAAACUGGGCUUCGACAAGGAGAGUGUGUACGACGAGCUUCGCCAGUGUAUCCGGAACUCCCCCCAGUUCCGCUUCGACUGGUUCCUCAAGUCCCGCACGGCCAUGGAGCUGCAGAGGCGAUGUAAUACACUCAUCACACUGAUAGAACGAGAGAAUAUGGAACUGGAAGAGAGAGAGAAGGCAGAGAAAAAGAAACGUGGACCUCGCACCUCAUCUGCUCAGAAGCGUAAGCAGGAUGGAACCCCAGAUGGGCGUGGCCGUCGGAAAAAACUGAAGAUUUAAUUGGACUGUGGCGACGGGGAAGGCGACCGGCUUCAGUUGAGCGAUACUUGCGUUUGUGUUUUGUUACGGGUCCCACUCAUGUACUGUAUCACCUGAACUGAGCUCUGGCCUCACUGUAGCGCGUGUGUUUAGAGAAGGAGUAGUGUUGUCCGUAGGUCUGUCUUUUAGCGACGUUAGUAUGAGGCUUUGCGCUUUUGGUUUUUUUUUAAAUCGAUUUUGUACCGGUCAUUUGUGAGGUAAUAAGGUAAAUGUAUUUAUGCUUGUCGGUUGUAUUCCACAUUCCAUUCCUUGUAACGAUAUUUUGUGUUUUUUUUUCUUUUACCGGAAAAAAACUCUUGUAUUGUACACGUACCGUACUCGGAGUAGACUUGUCUUUUGAGCGUGUCACUAAUAAAUUCUCUUUUGUUUUGUA